Messenger RNA from Grus americana (Whooping crane), 4324 nucleotides. It is a transcript of the gene OPRL1, whose product is annotated as opioid related nociceptin receptor 1. The transcript has 6 exons. Gene Ontology annotation, molecular function: nociceptin receptor activity; neuropeptide binding. The record is from RefSeq and is a predicted model, not a curated record. NCBI's taxonomy places the organism in Eukaryota, Metazoa, Chordata, Aves, Gruiformes, Gruidae. Gene Ontology annotation, biological process: sensory perception of pain; neuropeptide signaling pathway. Gene Ontology annotation, cellular component: membrane; neuron projection. Bases 631 to 1737 code for a protein of 368 amino acids.
AGCAACUGCACCAGGAGACGCCUGCAAGAGAAAGGACCGUGCCGCUGGAGAGGAGCUGCAGAAACCUUCAAGCAGAAGAGUCAAUCUGUUUUUCUAAGAAAAAGGCUGGGACAAGUCCUUUUGGGUCAUGCAGAUGAAACCUUGGUGGCCUUCCUUCUCAGCCUUUGUGCAUAGACCCCAAUGGACACGGUGAAGACUUCUGUUAAGGAAGAAAGCUGGCAAGUCUCCUGCUCUUGAGAUGACUGUCUGUCCUCCUCCUAUUCCAGGGAUCCCGAGAAGACCAGAAGUGGGAGAAGCCAGGCAGCCGGGGCUGGCUCUGCCCAGCCGCCGUCCGUCCUCCCUCCCUCUCCCCCAUCCCUCCCUUUUCGUUAAAAACGUGGGCUCCGGGGUGCAGCACCCUGCGCUGGCAGCAUCCCUGCCUGCGAGGAGAAGCCCCUUCCCUCCCCCUCCACCGACUGCCUCUGAAGCGGAGCCUCCGGCCGUGCCCGCAGCCCGGCUUUGUUCCCCCCUCAGCCCGGGGUGCCUGGAUGCGGCCGCGGGGAGCGCAGCCUCGCCCGGAGCCGCGGGGCAGGGAGCCGCGCUAGAGGGGAAACCCGCACGCAGGUCCUUGGCACAGACUGGUGUUUCAGGAUGGACCCGCUCUUCCCUGCCCAUAUUUUGGAAGACCCUGACCUGAGAAAGCUGCUGAACGACUCCUCCAUGCUGAACCUGAGCUUUCUCCCCAGUAACUGGUUCAACAACGGCACGGGGGACAGCUUCCUACCGCUGAGCAUCAAGAUCACCAUUGUGGUUGUCUACUCCAUUGUGUGCAUUGUGGGGCUGGUGGGCAACUGCUCUGUCAUGUAUGUGAUCGUCAGAUUCACCAAGAUGAAGACAGCAACCAACAUUUACAUCUUUAACCUUGCUCUGGCUGAUACCUUGUGUCUGAUGACCUUACCCUUCCAGGGUACAGACACCUUCCUGGGCUUCUGGCCCUUUGGCAAUGUCCUCUGCAAGAUUGCCAUCUCUAUAGACUACUACAACAUGUUCACAAGCACCUUCACCCUGACGAUGAUGAGUGUGGACCGCUACAUUGCUAUCUGCCACCCUAUCAAAGCACUAGACAUCCGCACUCCCCACAAGGCCAAAGUGGUGAACGUCUGCAUCUGGGCACUGGCUUCUGUCUUUGGCAUCCCAGCAAUGGUGAUGGGAUCUGCGGAGAAUGAAAACAACGAAAUUGAUUGUCUAAUUAAACUCCCUUCACCCGUGGAUUACUGGGAUCCAGUGUUUGGCAUCUGUGUCUUUCUCUUCUCCUUUAUGAUCCCUGUGUUGAUCAUCACCAUUUGCUACAGUCUCAUGAUCAGACGACUCAAGAAUGUCCGUGUCCUCUCAGGCUCCAAGGAGAAGGAUCGAAACCUGAGGCGCAUCACCCGAAUGGUCCUGGUGGUGGUGGCCGUCUUCAUCAUUUGCUGGACACCCAUCCAGAUUUUCGUGCUGGUCCAGUGCUUGGGUGCCAAGGCAGAAAGCGAGCUCGAGCUGGCCAUCUCCUGCUUCUGCACUGCGCUGGGGUACGCCAACAGCAGCCUGAACCCCGUGCUCUACGCCUUCUUAGAUGAGAACUUCAAGGCAUGCUUCAAGAAGUUCUGCUUCCCCACUGCCUUCAGGACCGAGCUCCAGAUGUCCAACAGGAUGUGCAGCAUUGCCAAGGAUGUGGCCUAUGCCUGCAAGAACUCGGAGGGGACUAACAAUCCGGCCUGACUAGGCAUGGAAAUUCCCAUGGUGGCUGUCGCCCAGCAGAGUCCAACCACCCCCACGUCAGAGCUAACUCAGAUAACGGCUCUUUAGCAGGACCUCAAAACUGGGAGGCGAGAAACCAAGGAAACAAUUUUGGGGGUUGGGAAAACCGGAUACUGCAAGAGCAUGCAGAAAGUGAGCCCAUUUGCAUUUUUAAUUCCAGUGCACGCUGCACUAAGGGACGUGUUUGAAAUCAGCCCUUUGAUUCCUGCAAAACCCCGGUGGUUAUUGACAAUUCAGGAAUUAAGGCUUUAAAGCAGGCAUUGCUCCUGGGACUUAAACUUACUGCUGGGAGACAGACAAAAUGCAAGCUAUUCCAUUUCUUUUCUCCUCCCUGAGUUAAGACACUAGCAGCUCAUAUGGCUCACCAGGCGCUCGUGUGCAGGUUUUAUUCCUGCAGCAUUGCUCUGAAAUUAGACUUUGCUCAAGCCAAAGUGGGCAGCAGCCGUCAGACAAAAACCCAAGAUCAUUUCCAGGAUGAGUCAUCACGAAGGGAAGGAUGCGGGGAGGGAGAGGAGGGAGCUGGUGGAAAGGGAAAUUCAAGCUGCCCCGCGGCUGGCAGCCCGGGGAGGACAACGUGAGCUCCUGCAGAUGGGGUCUGCAGUAAAAACCCUUGAGAGGGGAGCAGGGUGGUGAGAAGGGAUUGUCAAAACUGAUGAAGGUAGCUCGGAAGAGGAGGAAGAAAAGACAGAUGAAACGAACACAAAUCCUUGUUUACAUGCUGCUAUUGUUGGUUUUUUAAAACCCUGUAUUUCCAUUGUAAUAAUGGACAGAAUGUGUCUGUAUAUACACCUCUCUAUAGUGCUAUAGGUACAGCUAUAUUGUAGGAUUUCAUCUUGCCAAGCAUGCCUUGGGGAUCUUUCUCAGUCAGAGGAGGAAGGAAUGAAGUGGCCUAUAUAGACUUGUAUUUAUGUAUAGGGGAAAGCCAUUUCGGAGAAGUCAGAAAUGCAGCUCUUCCAGAAGACGUGGACAUUUCUGGUAGGAGGGGCAGCCUAAAGCAGUCUCACCUGCUUCACACGAGAUAAGCCGUGUGCAAACCGUACAAAAGGUAGUUGUUUGGGCGUUUUUUUAAUGAAAUGAGAUCCGCGAUACUGACAGAGCUUGGGAAGUGCUGCCGAGGUGCUGCCCCUCCUGCCAACCGUAGAUUGAUUUUCCUUUCCCAUUAGGUCAGAACUUUGUGUAAAAUGAAAUGCCCUGUCAUUUCAUUUGAUAAUGAAAGCAUUCCCGAAGAGUUUAACCACUCAGUGCCCUCCGUGCUGGCAGGGCAGCAGACUUGUAUUCUCCCUGUAGCACAACAUCCCGGUGAAAUCUGGGCAGUGAUGGCCAGCGGUGCUUGAUGGGGAGGCAAAGCAACGACCUCCAUUCGGAGAUGGGAGGUCAACUCCAACGCGAGAACCGGCAGCGUCGUCCGGACUGUACAGAUUUCAUGUCAAUAUAUUUCUUGUGCUCUGGUCUAUGAGAUUCUGUAUUUUUAAUGUAUUGAUUUGCCAAUAUUUUAAUGCUGUCAUGUUCUUUAUAUAUGCUGUAUAAAAGAAUCCAAUGUUCUAUUUCUAUGUAGAGUGUUUCCCUUAUGGUUGGUCUUAAAAAUAUAGAUGCAAUUCCAAUGUUCCACAUAUAGGACCCAGAUCCCUUGUCAACUGCUCAAGCUGGGAGGAUUUUUAUGCUGAUUAGCAUUUGAUUGGGAAUCUGGAGGGAAACCAGAGCAAACUUUGCAAUUAGCGCUUCCCCUGAAUAAAGUAGGGGGAGGAGAAAAUCUGGGCACUUUAAGCACUUUGCAAUGGAUGUUUAUCCCCAAGCGCUCACCAGGAAAUCUCAUACAACCCCCAAGCAUGCUAAGAAGAACUCCCUGAGAACCACGCUGCUGGCAAGCUGCAUCCAUGACCUUGAAAAAAAAAAAAAAAAAAAAAGAGUUUGGUGGGCUGUCGCAUUUGUGGAUGCAAUAACAGUGUUGGUCAGGGAGCAACUGUGAGUCUUCUCAGCCCGUCAGCUGUCGUAGGGUCUGACGGGGUGCUGGGUGCGGUUGUGCACGAAGCUGGGAACCGACUGCCAGGCUUUUCUUGCCGUGCCGUUAGGGAGCAGGAGAGCGUUCGUUAGUGGCUGGCUAAGGAACAGCCACCUUCCCCUUGUAGUUCUUGGUUGGGUUUUUAGGUAGAUUUAUGUCCUCUGGAAAAAAUAUACCAGUGUUUGGCAUUUUUUUAAUGAGGAUUUUGUUAUAAUGACUAUGCUGCAACGAUCUUACGUAAUCAAAUACUCAAUAAAUGUACGUUUACUAAGCUUUUGGGUGAUUCUGUGGCCCCUGCAGUGAAUGUGUUUAGGCAUUCUGUUCAAUGCUCAGUGGAGUUUGUUAUAAGAAGAGAAACAAAAACCUGAAAGCAAAAGCUUUAUUGUACUGUGCCUAUGGAGUUAAAGGCUUGCGAUCGGCUGGCCGGCUGAAGCGCAGGCUCUUUAAUUCUCUCCUGAAACGGUUGUGUUGGUAUGAUUUUACAAUUACCGCAGUGUAAAUGACAAUUUCCUAGGUGGCUACUUGUGUGCUUUAAUAAAGGAAAAUAAA